Mugil cephalus (flathead mullet) is the source of this 997-nucleotide messenger RNA. RefSeq names its product T cell leukemia translocation altered (gene tcta). Bases 166 to 471 code for a protein of 101 amino acids. Lineage: Eukaryota; Metazoa; Chordata; Actinopteri; Mugiliformes; Mugilidae. The transcript is spliced from 3 exons. The record is from RefSeq and is a predicted model, not a curated record.
CGUCACAUCCGCUUCCGCAAUCCUCCCCACAACGUAAACAUCGUAACGGUAGAGAUGGCUAACAGGUUAUCUUAUGUCAUGAUGCCGAAGCGAUGAUUUUUAAACCACUGGACCGACAGACCGUUCACCCCGUUCAUUUUACAUUAGUUGGAUAACCGGAGCACCAUGGAGGAGCCGUGGGAUUUUGAGUUUCUCUCCCGCAUCGCUGACAGCUGCCUGUCGUUUCUAUCCGAAUUUGUGGACGACUGGCUCGCCAACGACAUGAGAGUUUCUAUCUUCAAAAUCUUACUCAGCUGGUUGAUUUUCAGUCUUAUCGCCAUUCACUUCGCCUGGAAAGUCUACGGGAAUACAGUGAACGAUAUGUAUUAUCGACAGGGGACUGGACAGAACGGAGGUACACCUGAUACAGCUCCUCACCUCAGUGCAUGGGAGAGCAAUGCAGGAGAGACUCUGAAGACUCAUCGGGACUAACAAGACAUUGAUCUUUGGACUUUAUCCAAGUGUGCACUGGAUAGUUUGCAUCUUCCAGAGAAACUAAAGGCACUGUCCAGUUUCCUGAUAAUAAAUCAUUCCCCUCAGUGCUUCAACUACAGAUCACUUGGAGAGAAACUGGUUAAAAGUAUUGUCAGUUUAGCUCAAUGGUCCCCUUAUUUUUUUUUCUCUUUAAGUGAUUGUUACAUUAAAAAUGUGAAAUAUUUUGAUGGGUUUGUUCAUUGUUUUAAGGACCUUUUAUAGCAGACAUUAAACUUCCCAUUCCCAUGCACAAUAUAUAUAUAUACACACAUAAUGUACACAAUAAAAAAAAAUGUUCAUUCUUGAUUUACAUGAUGUGUUAAAAGAAAAAGAGACUUUUUAAUUCAUGUGAACAGUUUUUUUUUUAAUAGACUGAAUUGCAUCAGCAGGACUGAGUGAUUGAUGACAGUGAGUGCUGUGGAUGAUGAACCGUUGAUAAUGUCAUUUUUAUGAUUGCUAUUUCAUAAAACAUGUGUGCAAAAGA